Messenger RNA from Mycotypha africana, 1131 nucleotides. Its product is annotated as t-SNARE. The transcript has 7 exons. Lineage: Eukaryota; Fungi; Mucoromycota; Mucoromycetes; Mucorales; Mycotyphaceae. Gene Ontology annotation, molecular function: SNAP receptor activity; SNARE binding. Gene Ontology annotation, biological process: vesicle-mediated transport; vesicle fusion; intracellular protein transport. Gene Ontology annotation, cellular component: SNARE complex; endomembrane system; membrane. The coding region runs from base 132 to 1031 and encodes 299 amino acids. The record is from RefSeq and is a predicted model, not a curated record.
CUAUCUUUUCUCGUUAUACUCGUUUUGUUUGCAUUGUGUUAUCAUAUUCAAAUAUAAUUUGUUCCAUCUUUUGUAAAUUGUCGAGAUUAUUCCUUGUGCAAUCAUAUUAGACAAUACUUAUAACGGAAUUUAUGGCCACGAGAAGCAGAACUUUAUUAUUUCUUCAAUUCAGAAAUUCUUAUGCGCGAACACAAAGUUCUUCAGCUCGUUAUGCAGCAGGUUCUUCAGAAACAGAAGGUCUCAUAGAAAGCUCAGACAGUGUGAUUGAGAUGUCGGUGCUACCACCACAAUGGGUAGAUAUUGUAGAUGAAGUAGAUGAGGCAUUAGAUGCAGUAAAAGAUAAAAAAGGAAUGCAUAGAAAACAUUUACUGCCAGGCUUUGACGAUCGGUCUUCUGAUGAGGCAGCCAUUGAGUCACUGACACAGGAAAUUACAAAUGAAUUCUAUCGUAUAAAAAGAGAGAUACAACAAAUAAGGGUCGGGAGAACGAGUUCAGAUCAAGAGGAUAAAUUAGCAAGAAAUAUCAAAACAAGUCUAGCUACGAAAGUACAAGAUGUGUCCUCCAAAUUCAGAAAGCAACAGUCAUCUUAUUUGAAAAAACUGCAGAGCCAAGAGAAUCGAAAAGCAGAUAUUCUAGGAUUAGAACCGGAUUUGAGCAGCGAGGCAGCUGAAUUACUCUUAGACGAGGAUACGCAAGUGGGCUUCACAGAAUCUCAGUUAGCAGUACUAGAAUCGUCCGAAUUUACGAUUAGUCAAAGAGAGAAUGAAAUCAAUCAGAUCGCCAAAUCAAUACACCAAUUAGCAGAGAUAUUCAGAGACUUACAGGAAAUGGUAAUUGAUCAAGGUUCUAUGCUGGAUAGAAUUGAUUUCAAUAUUGAGCAAACCAAUGUUCAAGUGAAAGAUGCUGUGAUACAAUUGGAUAAGGCAUCGAAAUACCAAAACAAAACUAGAAAGCGUAUGCUUAUGCUACUACUGAUUUUGAUUAUCAUGCUUUUAGUAUUUAUCUUGAUCAUAAAAAUCAGAAGACGUUAGACCAAGAUCUUGUUUUGUACCAUAAAGCCCCAUGUAACAUAAGUAUAACGCAUAAUAAUAUUCCCGUUUAUAUAGAUAUUUAUCAUUGAUAUCACGUUAA